AUGGCCUGGGGUCUCGACACGACGCCGACGCCGGCACGGGCACCUAUCGCUGCUACCUCGGCUACUACUGCAUCUUCUGCUUCUACAUCCGCACCGUCUUUUUCUUCUGCCGUAGCAGUUCUGAGUCCCGCGCCUGAGUCCACUGAGUCUAUCAACAUCUUUGAAGGUGUGACGCCUGUGACGAGUGUGGCACUGGAGGGCGUGGCGCUGCUGCAGAUCAUCAAGCAUUGUCAUGAUAGUCUUCCAGGUGGAGUAGCUGGAUCGUUGUUAGGUAUGGACAAUGAGCACGUACUGGAGGUGACCAACAGCUUCCCGUCGCCUCCCAGCAGUGAGCGUAAGAAGAGCGCCGACGAGUACCAACUGGAUAUGAUGAAGAGUCUGCGAGAAGUGGGCAUGGACAAUAACAAGGUGGGCUGGUACCAGUCAGUGACAAUGGGUACCUUUUGUACGGCCUCAUUCAUCGAGCAUCAGUAUCAGUAUCAGAAAUCUCUUGGUCCAAACGCCAUCUGUCUCAUCUACGAUUCGGCUGAGACUUGCAAGGGCUCACUUAGUCUUCGUGCGGUUCGUCUUACUAAGGCUUUUGUGGAUACGUAUAAGAGUAGCGCUUUCACUAAGGAGAGUUUUGCUAAGACUGACAUCCGCUCGGCUACGGUAGUGGAGGAAAUCCCUAUUGAGAUCCACAACUCGGACAUUAUCACAUGCUGGCUAGAGCAGACGAAGGACAGUGUCUCGGCAAACAGCUUUGAAAGGCUGGACUUAGCUACUAAUGCUUAUUUGGAGAGCAGUUUGAAGAACAUGUCGCUUUGGGCUGACGAGCUCGCACAGGAGCAUUACAAAUUCCAGGGCUAUGAGCGCGCAUUAUCGAAGCAGCGCGCUGCCUACCAGCAGUGGCAGAAUAGACAACGUGAAGAGAACAAGAUUCGUCGAGAGAACGGCGAGGAGCCAUUGCCUGAAGAGGAUUCUAACUUUUUCAAGUCAGUGAACCAGCCCUCGCGUCUCGAGUCGCUCCUUAUCACCAAGCAGAUGAACACGUACUGUGAGCACAUCAACCGUUAUGCCGGAAAGUCCUUCCAGAAGCUGUUUUUGGCUGCUAAGAUUCACCAGAGCGAGUGA
This is a messenger RNA of Peronospora farinosa, 1113 nucleotides long. The record is from the annotation of a GenBank genome assembly. NCBI's taxonomy places the organism in Eukaryota, Oomycota, Peronosporomycetes, Peronosporales, Peronosporaceae.